Cydia splendana is the source of this 1803-nucleotide messenger RNA. RefSeq names its product protein tramtrack, beta isoform-like. The coding region runs from base 94 to 1650 and encodes 518 amino acids. The transcript is spliced from 6 exons. The record is from RefSeq and is a predicted model, not a curated record. Gene Ontology annotation, biological process: regulation of transcription by RNA polymerase II. Gene Ontology annotation, cellular component: nucleus. Gene Ontology annotation, molecular function: protein binding. NCBI's taxonomy places the organism in Eukaryota, Metazoa, Arthropoda, Insecta, Lepidoptera, Tortricidae.
AUUUUAGCUUGGCUUUCGCCUGCCGAAAUACAAUUUUAUCAUUACAAUUGUUGAAAAAGAGAAGUAAUCAUUCAAUUAAAUGCUACAAAUAUAAUGGCAGACUCGCAGUUUUGUUUGGAGUGGGACUCCCACAAUAAAAACAUUUGUAAUGGUUUAAGUGCUCUACAACAGAAUGGGGAGUUUGUGGAUAUGACGCUGGCGGCGGACGGCCACCAUGUGAAGGUGCAUCAGAUGGUGAUGGCGCUUGCUAGCCCGUACAUUAAGGAGCUCAUCUCCACCGCCAACUGUCCGCAUCCCGUUAUCUUCUUAAAUAAAGUGUCAUACAAGACGCUAUGCUCAAUACUGGAGUACAUCUAUACGGGACAAGCAUUGGUUGCCGUUGAUGACAUCAGUGACCUGAUCAUCGCUGCCAAAGAGUUGCAUAUCAAGGGGCUGGAGGAUGUGAAAGCAGCCGGCGGCGCACCAUCCGUAACAGAAGUGGAAGUAGAUUUCGAAGCCCCAAAAGAGGUCCCUGAAAUACAAAUUAAGCUCCAACGACCCGACACAUCCACACCACAAUUCUCAGCGUUAAACACUUUGAAGAGAAAACUCGAAAGUAACAAGUCGUUAUCCAGUAUGCCGAUACGAAAAAGAGUUUUACUAAACAAGUCGGAGACAGAAAACAGAGAUAUGCCCGUGUUACAGAAGGAUGGGAAAGAAAAGGAGGUUGAUUAUGAUGACCCGUUGGAUGGAGAUGACCGGGAUGAUUAUGAUGAUGAUGGAGAUCACGAUCAGGACACAACUGUGGCAGUUAGUAAGCCGUCAGCUGAUAACCCGCAAAAAACAGAAACGACAAUGAACUAUUCAGUAUCGAAGAACGGCGUUCUCCGUCUGAUAUUGAAUCGGUUCGUGUAUUCCGCCGAGUACCGCUACAGCGACGGUCGACGCAAAUGGCGCUGCAGUAAUAGGAACCUUAACUGCAAAGCCUUUGUCGUUACUAAGGAUAAUUUGGUAGUAAGGAGAAUGUUUAACCACAUACAUGCAUUCCACGACAGGAAGAUUUUAAAAAUGGUGGCAGCAGGCAACGUUCUUGCCGCGUUACCAGAAGAUUGUAUAAAAGACGCCAACCAAAGUACUUUAUCUAAGAAACCCUGCGAGCAGGAAAAGAAAAUUAACUUUGCCGAAAGACCUUUGAAGAAAAUAAAAGCUAAAAAGCCCAAAGGGCAGGGUGACCGAAGCGAUGGGUUUGAAAGGGCCAGUGAACAUUUUAAGCAAGGUCUGGACGAAAAGCCUUGUAAGAAAAGUACAAAGACAAAAAAGCCAUAUGGGUGCAAGCAAAGCGCAGAGGCUCAGAUACCCUUUGAACAAGGAAAUCAAAGCGUAGAUAGCAAAAGACCCUUUAAACAAAGGAAGAAAUUUGCAGAGCCCGAGCCAUUUGAGCAAGGAAACCAUAGUUCUGCAGCUAAGAUACCCUGUGAUCAGGGAAGUGUGCCUAAGUUACCUUGUAGCCUAGAAGAGAGGGCAGUGGCCGAAAGGCUUUGUGAACUGAAAAGUGCCGGGCAACGAGAUAGUAACUUAAAAGUGGUUGAAAAGCAGGACAGUGGUUUGUCAAUGCCUGUUUUAUCCCCGGGUGGAGACAGGUUGUAUAGGGAUAGGAUAGCAAAAUGGUAAAUUAGAUAAGUACUGUGAGUAAUAUACGUAAAACAGAUAGCCCCAUGCAGCAGAGCGUGUAUUAGUGUACGGAAACAUAGGAAACUAAUGUUCUUAAUUUUUGUGUACUAAAAAAUCUAAUGUGAACAAUAAAUCUGUGCGCAACCCUUAUUG